This is a messenger RNA of Phytophthora sojae, 1725 nucleotides long. RefSeq lists its product as hypothetical. The transcript is spliced from 4 exons. Lineage: Eukaryota; Oomycota; Peronosporomycetes; Peronosporales; Peronosporaceae. The record is from RefSeq and is a predicted model, not a curated record. The coding region runs from base 1 to 1725 and encodes 574 amino acids.
AUGGGGCGCCAGGUGGUGAUCCCGCAGCGUAGUGCGCACUCAGGCGCAGAGGGCGGCGCAGCAGCCGAUGCCGACAAGAAGGAAGGCGCGUACUGGAGCCGUGAGCUCGUGGUCCCGUCCAGAAGCCGCCAGGUGAGUCGCUUCUGGCUCGAGAAGGCGCUGGUGCUGACCGACGGCGUGCAGCUCUUCGCGCUCAUGUGGCAGCUGUCGCAGCCCUGGCCGUGGCCCGCGCGCUGGCUGGAGGCCACUCGCUGGGUCAACGCGUUCACGCUCGACGUCUUCAGCUUCCGAGCCACGGGCGCCGCCAUGGGCUCCACGUCGCAGCCGUUCUCGCUCUGGGGGGAGAUGCCCAACUACUGGCUCUACGCGCUCGUGUGGGCGCUGGUGCCGUGGAGCGGCGUGCUGGCGCUGCAAAUGGCCAAACGCUCGUGGGCCAGGCAGGGCAGGAGCGACUGUUUGCUGCUCAGUGUGACGUGGGAGAACGUUCUGCUGCAGAUAAUGCAGUUCCUAUACGUGCCCGUGGGGUUGGCGGUGCUACGGCUAGUGAACUGUGACGCUGAUGGAGCAGUAUCCGUGGACCCUACGGGAAUGAGCUGCGGAGGACCUGGCCAUGUGGCUGCAGUGCUUCUAGUGACGUGUGGCUUGGGUGGCGGGUUCUUGGUUGGCUUGCCGUGGAUGUUGCGGCGGUGCAUUCGUGACUCGAUGGUGCAUACGAGCGUAGAGAAGCACGAACGGUUCGUGAGGGGGAAGGAGCUCGAGUUCAUAUUGGGCACGUCGGAUUCGUAUUUGGAGCUGUCUAUGCCGCAGUUUGCAUCGUUCCGGAGACACUCAGUGGAGAUGCCGGUGCAGAUGUGUCUCUCGAAGCUGGCGCUCAUGUUAGAUUUCUCGGUUUUGCGAUCUCCACCUCCUUCAAUGGCGAACCAGGGAAUACAAGGCUCGCUCUUUGUUAUGGGAGUGGUAACUAUGGCCGUGUACAGGACGUGGAGGUAUCCGUAUCGCUGCAAAUCUACGUCGUAUUUGGCGAUUUUGGUCGACUGGAUGCUUGUCGCCAACGGUGUAUUCGUCUUGCUGUGUGCAAAUGGCGUCCGCAGCGCACUCACAGUUUCAACAUCCGUGACCUCGUCGUUGACGUUCCUGAAUUCAUGCUUUUUAGUUGUGAUCGGCUUGGUGGAACUGCGGGACAUCAUGCUGUUGAGUCUACAUUCUGAACGCUCCAAAACUAUUGAGCUGCUUUGGCCAACGAACGCUCAAAUGAAGGAAAUCGUCGAGUUUGGUCCGCAAGUAUCAUCCUGGGUGAACACGAUUCAUAACGCACAGAACGCCAUUCUCGCCUCGCUAUUGGUGAUACCUUCAAUGCGGUCCUACGAAGACUUGAAAAAGGCGCUUGACCAAGUUGAAAUCUGCUACGAAGAAGCUGCUCGAAGCGACCAUUUGUUGAUGGGCCAGCUAUACGAGCUCUCGCUUUAUGUUAAUGAGCUCUAUGUGGAGGCGGUAGCGUCCAGCCCUUUCCAUCGGAACGGUAGUCCAACGACAGAGUUAGCUGAUCUCACUGGUGUCCUGCAACGCCGGAAAGAUCGACAAGUGCUUCUUUCGACACGAAGCCAGCGUGUCCUGAAGAAGCUGCACAUUGCUAGGAGCUGGUCACGUCAGACACAGUCAUAUGCAUCGGCAAACACUGAUCGAAUUCGAAAUCACAACGCAGUCGGUCACGUGACGACCAACUGA